AUGACGAAAAUAAGAAACUUCCUUCGUUUUCGUGGUUUCUCUGCAUGCCUUGGACUAGCUGCUACAGGUAACGAAACCUGCCCACUGACGGUGGUGCAGAAACCUUCCGAGGAAACCGAUGGCUUGCCACUGACAAUUUCAUCUGCGGCUAGAAUCGCAUACAUCGCGGAGGGUCUUCUUCUAGACAUCGCAUUCUCCGCAGUUCCGAACUGUUCUCCAAUGCCGUCGAAGUGGACUAUCGUCGACGAACAACCUGUGGGAAUGUCUCUGAAAAUCAGUGGUUAUAACAAUACAGUGGAAGGUAAGUUCAAGAUCUUUAAAUAUCAGAGCCUCUUCUAUAAGCUUAAGUUCUGUCCUACUGGCGAUCCUUGUGGAGAUCUUGGGUUUUAUUAUGAUCAAAGUGGAAAAAGACAUCUGGUUUUUGUGACUGAUGAGAGUCCGCUUGCAGUUGUGUUCAAGAAACUAUCAUACUCAGGAGAUACAUUGAAUAGUUUUUGA
Molecule: messenger RNA, 498 nt
Organism: Prosopis cineraria
Lineage: Eukaryota; Viridiplantae; Streptophyta; Magnoliopsida; Fabales; Fabaceae
Product: trypsin inhibitor 1B-like
Exons: 3
Coding region: 1-498 (165 amino acids)
Molecular function (GO): endopeptidase inhibitor activity
Source: RefSeq, a predicted model, not a curated record